GUUGAUUAGCAAGGGUAGAGAACAUAAAAUAAUAUUUUUUCCUCCUACUUUAUAUAUAGUAGACAGUAAGUGGAGAGUGAGAAAAAUGAAUGCUUAUCAACAAUUGAGUCUUUCCCGUCAACAUGGGGGUUCAUCAUCUAGUGAUUGUACAUUGCUCUGUCUUCUUUCUUCAGUUUCCUCCAUAACAUUCUCAAAUAAUUUCUCUUCCAAUUUCUACGACUACAUAACCACCACGGCUUUUAGAUUAACUACUUAUUAUUAAUUUAUUACCAAUCCAUCAGAGUUUUCUUUCACGAUUGCUACCUGUUAUAUUCUACAAAGUAUAGACCUCUUUUUUCUCCCAACUCCCACACCUUCCCCCUGUAGCAAUUAAUUCAAAACUAUAGCAGAGAACCCCCCUCCCCAAAUGGCCGAGAAUAUUCAAAGCCCAUUUACUCAGCCACCUCCUCCUGUACCACCCAAAUCGAACUUGCCCAUGUUAUAUUACGGCCUGGUGGUGGUCGGAACGGCGGCCGUAAUCCUAGCUCUGUACAACUUCAUCAUCAUCAAAUGGUGUACUCAACGCCAUGGCCAGUCUACUCCAGAAGGACCCAACAACAACCCUUUCAUUGAAAUGGCAACGAGUACGAUGCGAAGCAGAAGCAGAAGCAGCAUAGAGAAUUUGGAAUUGUUGUCUAGCUUCAAGUAUAAGAAAGAAGGAUUGGGACAAGAAGAUGAGCAAGGAGGUGGGGGUGUUGUUGAUUAUGAAUGCGCAGUGUGUUUGUCAGUGUUUGAGGAUGGAGAAGAGGUCAGGAAACUCCCAGGCUGCAAACACUCUUUCCAUGCUUCUUGUAUUGAUAUGUGGCUCUACUCUCAUUCCGACUGCCCUCUCUGUCGUACUCCGGUGCCGACCGGUCCUCGGUGUCAUCGACAUUUAACCGAUACUCCUGAGGAGAGUUCUAGAGAAAAUUUGCUGGGUUCCACCAUACCUAUUUGAGAUUUUUUAUAUUUUUAUAUUUAUUUUUAAUUUUUUUAUUUCUUUUAAAUUUCUUUUUUUACUGUUGAAGAUGAGAUUGGGAAACUUGGGACAUUGUAAUAAGUCUUUGUUUUUGGUACGUGUGGGCCUGAGGUGGAGAAGGACGAUGAUAACCAAGACAUGUAGAAAACAAAACAGUUGACAGUGGUAGGUAUAGUUGAACUUGUUGUACUUAGAUUGGGCAGGAAUCGAUCCGCGCUGCCAGACUCAGUACUAUGUAUGUAAACAUUUGGAAUGUUCUGGUAUAGAAUCUAGCUCGACCAUUUUGGGCUUUUUCAA
Ziziphus jujuba (common jujube) is the source of this 1294-nucleotide messenger RNA. RefSeq names its product E3 ubiquitin-protein ligase RING1. The coding region runs from base 407 to 976 and encodes 189 amino acids. The record is from RefSeq and is a predicted model, not a curated record. The transcript has a single exon. NCBI's taxonomy places the organism in Eukaryota, Viridiplantae, Streptophyta, Magnoliopsida, Rosales, Rhamnaceae.